Hevea brasiliensis (rubber tree) is the source of this 1510-nucleotide messenger RNA. RefSeq lists its product as uncharacterized. The coding region runs from base 53 to 1297 and encodes 414 amino acids. The record is from RefSeq and is a predicted model, not a curated record. Lineage: Eukaryota; Viridiplantae; Streptophyta; Magnoliopsida; Malpighiales; Euphorbiaceae. The transcript has 5 exons.
AUAAUCUUUUUUAAAAAAAGAAAAGGAAAAAAAUCCAUAUUCAAGUACCCAUAUGGGAUAUCUAAGCAAGUUGAAAUUUUUAACCAAACAAAAAUUGUACAGGCUCACAGUUCCAAGAGAUCAAAAUUGCUGCUGCCGUUGGCUAUCUGCUGAUAUAUUAGGCUCCAAGGUUCAAAAUACAUCGGAAAAGAAAAUCACACAUCACCUCAACCGCUGGAUUCCUCAAACUCAGUACAACAUUCCUAAGAUUCAGCCAGGGAUGGUUUCAAGAACAGCAGUUGUCUUGAUGAUUGGUCUUCUGGGAAUGGUUUACCAGGCCACACAGCUUCCUCCACCUCAGAGGGAUAUUCCUCAUGUGAAUUCUCCAAGAAUUAGACUCAGUGAUGGAAGAUAUCUGGCUUACAGAGAGAAGGGAGUCCCCAAGAACAAAUCCAAGUAUAAGAUCAUUAUUGUUCAUGGCUUUGGGAGCUCAAAAGAAAUGAACUUUCUGGCACCUCAAGAACUCAUAGAGGAGCUGGGGAUGUAUUUUCUGCUGUUUGAUCGAGCUGGGUAUGGAGAAAGUGAUCCAAACCCAAAGCGAACUGUAAAGAGUGAAGCACUUGACAUUGAAGAACUUGCUGAUCAGCUGCAGAUAGGAUCCAAGUUUUAUGUGAUAGGAGUCUCAAUGGGAUCAUACCCAAUCUGGAGUUGCCUCAAAUAUAUACCACACAGGCUAGCGGGUGCAUCACUAAUAGUUCCAGUUGUCAAUUAUAGAUGGCCUUCUCUUCCUCAAAAUUUGAUAAGAGAGGACUAUAGAAGGAAACUUGUCCAGUGGGCGCUCUGGUUUUCAAAGUAUGCCCCUGGACUACUACACUGGUGGGUUACUCAGCAAUGGAUCCCUUCAACUUCUGUCCUGGAAAGGAACCCACUAUUUUUUAGCACUGAAGAUAUAGAGAUCUUGAAGAAGAUACCAGGUUUCCCAAUGUUAAGCAAGGAUAGAUUACAACAACAAGAUGUUUUUGAUACUCUCCGUCAUGAUUUUAUGGUUGGCUUUGGAGAUUGGGACUUUGAUCCAAUUCAGCUAAGAAAUCCAUUUCCUCAAAAUGAAAGCUCUGUUCACAUCUGGCAAGGUUAUGAAGAUAAGGUUGUGCCAUUUCAACUUCAAAGAUAUAUUUCAGGAAAGCUACCCUGGAUUCGAUAUCAUGAAGUUCCUCGUGGUGGACAUCUAAUUGUGCAUUAUAGUGGUUUAUGUGAGGCUGUUUUGAAAGCACUUUUACUUGGAGAAGAACCUCUUAAAUUAGAACAAGUGCAUCCAUAAUUGCUUGUUAAUUUAUCACAUAGACAUUCCAUUAUUCAAAAUGUUUUUCAUGUAAGUAGAUUGAAUUUUAGAGAAUGUACACAUGUGUCAAAUUACAUUUUCAAAAUGUUUUUCAUGUAAGUAGAUUGAUUUAUAGAGAAUGUAAACAUGUGUUAAAUUACAUUUGUCAUUUGAAACGUUGAAAUGGAUAUAAUUCUUUCUUUUGUGUGUGUA